This is a messenger RNA of Colossoma macropomum (tambaqui), 769 nucleotides long. RefSeq names its product LSM7 homolog, U6 small nuclear RNA and mRNA degradation associated (gene lsm7). Gene Ontology annotation, molecular function: RNA binding. Gene Ontology annotation, biological process: nuclear-transcribed mRNA catabolic process; mRNA splicing, via spliceosome. The transcript has 4 exons. Gene Ontology annotation, cellular component: spliceosomal tri-snRNP complex; U6 snRNP; Lsm1-7-Pat1 complex. The record is from RefSeq and is a predicted model, not a curated record. Lineage: Eukaryota; Metazoa; Chordata; Actinopteri; Characiformes; Serrasalmidae. The coding region runs from base 39 to 350 and encodes 103 amino acids.
GUGAGGAGCGCGGUGCGCAUGCGCAGAGACGUUUGAAGAUGGCGGACAAAGAGAAGAAGAAGAAGGAGAGCAUAUUUGACCUGUCAAAGUACAUCGACAAACCCAUCAGAGUAAAGUUCCAAGGUGGACGUGAGGCAAGUGGUGUCCUAAAGGGUUUUGAUCCUCUGCUGAACCUGGUGUUAGAUGGCACAAUUGAAUACAUGCGUGACCCUGAUGACCAGUACAAGCUGACGGAGGACACCAGACAGCUCGGCCUGGUGGUCUGUCGAGGGACAGCAGUUGUGUUGAUCUGUCCGCAGGAUGGCAUGGAGGCCAUUCCAAACCCUUUCAUCCAGCAGCAGGACGGCUAACACAUGCACACAGCCGCAAACACGACCUCUCACACUGCACACGUUCAGAUUAUGUGGCUCUUUUCUUAAGAAAAAGUUUGUUUAGGGAAGCGUUGUUUGAGUUUCAGAGUUCAGUUACACCUAAAAUCAUGUAUUCAGAUGUCAUUCAGAAAUUCAGAUGUAAUGUUUUGCGUUUAGCUGUGUUAGUUUUGUUUCAGCCGACUGUAACUUCUGUCGGGAGAUGUUUUAGUUUUGUCUCGUUUCUAUCGGGUGAAUGAUGAAACUGCUGAGUCAUGCGUUCUCUUUGUGUCUAAAAGCACGUUGUGCUCACCUUAUAUUUUUAGUAAUUGUUUUAAUAUUAAAAUUGGACAUUCGUAAAAUGUUUGGAGCUCUCAUUUGAUAAUCUUUUUCCAAUAUGAAGUAUUAAAACUUUUUCUUUA